AUGUCGUUUCGCGGCGACGAUUCACGCCGCUAUGGCCAUGUGCCGCCUGCUCAAUACCCCGUCGCCGGCGCCGCGCAGGACAGCAGCAACCCGCCGUAUCCUCCCCAGCGACGCAUGAGCUUCAACACGGGCGACGAUGCCGCCAUGUUCGACCCGAGCGCUGCCCGCCAGCAGCCCGCCAUUUACACUGGAGUCCCCGUUGUCAGCAGGGCCGAGGAGGAGCUCUUCCUCGGCAGCCCCACGUCACAGGAUGCGCCGGCCGCCCAAAAUCGCCUCAGCUACAAAUCUCAGCAUAUCGCCAUGGCUGGCUAUCAACACCAGUACCAGGCUCAAACAAACGCGCCGCCGCCCGCACCGGCACACUCGACAUAUAACCCCCAGGCCUUUGCUCGCACUCAAUCGACCUCCCUCCCGUACCACCCCGCCCCGGCCUCGAGAUACGGCGCUCCGACGAGCCCGACCUACGCGCCCACCCCUACAACCUACACUCAGCCAGCUUAUAACCCGGCGGCGUACGCCAACACAAAUACGGCGACGCCCCAGAGACAUUCUUCGGUCGCUUCAGUGGCUUCCUCGGGAUACAAUGGAUACACGUAUGGCUAUACUUCUCCCGGCAUCCCGCAGUCUGGCUUUGGGCAAUCUCCCCAGUCGGCUACCGCUCCAUCCAUACCCAGCUAUGAGCCUGCCCGUAGUCCACAGUAUCCUCCGUCCUCUGCCACCGCCACAUCACCGCAAUAUGACCAGUCCUACCCCCCGGCGAAUGCGUACAACACUCAGCAGUACUACGGGUCCUAUCCCGUGAAUGCCUCGGGCAUGGCGUAUAACACCAUGACAUCUCAGGCGCCCUAUCCCACUGCACAUGUUCAGAUGCCCGCCGGACCUAGUUACGCUUCUGCGGAUCACGCCGCGUUUUCCGGUCGGAACUCUAGAUCGGAUUCCCAGGUCUCUGCGCCAUCUCCUCCGCCGCAUUCACAAGCACCCGGAGGGCUUACAAGACACCCGACAAAUGCUCCGCUGCCUAGCCGUCCCAUGGAUGACUUGCCAGAGCACCAUAGCUGGGGGCCCAAUGGGCAAAGUAAUGAGCUGCAAACCCAAGACGCCUUGUUCGGUGAUAUCAUCUCGGAGGUGGAGUCACGACAGUACCGUGGCGUUAAUGGCAACAUAUCAGAGGACGACCAGGGACUGCACCGCUACAGUUCGACUGCUUCGACAAAUGUGGGAUCCGCUGCGGCGGUACAUCGCUAUCCUUCUAAUGCAUCGACAGUGAACAGAAAUGAUAUCCCCGAUACCUAUCCCAAUACUUACGACUACGAUGACGACGAGAGCGACCCCGAAGGUGCUGCUGGCCUUCUAGCCAUGCAGGAGGACAUGGACGACCGACGUUUUGGCUUUGGUGGGAUAUCGUUCCCGACUUAUAUGGAGCCUCCGGCAGCGCAGCAGCAGACCUCGCCGACACACCCGAUACAGCCGCCGGGACACCAACGGGAGUUACCACCGCCGCCUGAGGAACAAGGUACGGACAGUGAUUUUGGCGGAAUGGAUCUCGGCUUGUAUGGGGGUGGCUAUGCGGGAAACCUGCACUACGGGAAUGAAGUUGGCUCCCCACCCGCAACUUCUGCCCACUUUGACCAAGGGCCCAGGCCGUUGCCAUAUCCGCAAAACACGGGAAGCGAGUAUGCUCCCUUCUCCCAAGCUGCGGUUGACUAUGGUGGAACCGGUGGCCUUCAGGCCCCGCAAACACACCGGCUGAGCUUCGAUGAGGGAGAUGAGCGUGUCUCGAUUCACUCCAGGCACAGCGGAAGUGACUCGCCUACGAAGGAAGAGUAUCCCGAUAUGUUUUAUCAUCCUGGGAUAUCUAAUCGGCCUCUUCCGGCUGUUCCUCCUCUUGGCGAAAGCCGUCCAGUACUGUCGGUAGUGCCCCCUAGUAGGGUCGCUUCUCAACAGGGGUACAAUAUGCAUGUAAAUCCUCAGCGGCUCAUUGUGUCUCAGGAUGGCUACGACUCUGGGACACCAACGUCGCUUGCUGCCUAUGAUAUGAUCACCUUGCCUGGCAGGAAGAGGAAGUUCAUUCCAUCGAAGCUCACGGCUACGGAGAUUAAGCGUUGCGCCGAACCGUGGGCGCUCAGUAGCGUUACUGCCUGGAUUCGUGAGAUGGCAGACGGCGAAGUGGACCUCAAGAGAAAAUCCAUCGAAGAGGGAAUUGUGAAGCUUUUCUGUCACAAGGUUCCUACCAUGAACGUUGCUGACGCGGAAAGUUUGAGUGCUACAGUCGUGGACUCGAUGUUUGCGUCCGGUCUCUUGAUUCCAGAUGAGGAAUGGGUCAGGUUUGGAGCCGGCCACAUGACAGGUGUCUUGUGGCAACUCACUGGCCAUGGUUGCUACGCGCCCAAGUUGCAUGAGGCUGAAGAGUCUGCCCCUAAACUUAACGAUAACGGUAUUCCAGUAAGGUGCUACUCGCAUCACUGCGGUAGAACGCUGAAGAAGGCCAAUCUGGAUCACCUGCUUUCUGAUGAUCCAGUGGUUCAGGACUGGGCGACCUUCCAUGGAGUCAAGCCGGAGGAUUGCGAAAAGAAGAGCAAAAAGGAGAUUGAGAGACAAAAUGUUCUGCACGAGAUUGUCACCAGUGAAGAGGAGUACAUGGCCCAGCUCGACGUCGUUCGGCUCCUCUACAGAGAUCAACUCCGCGUGCACCAGCCCCCUGUUCUUCCCAACAGCAGGAGGGACAAGUUUCUGGAAGCAGUCUUUGGCAAAGUCGAUACGGUGCAGCAGAUCAACAAGGACCACUUGCUUGCCCAGCUGAAGUAUCGCCAACAGGAACAGGCGCCCUUCAUUGUUGGGUUUAGUGACUUGUUCAGAGAGUGGAUUCGCAAGGCCAGGCCCAUCUACAUCGAAUACUGCUCGUCUUAUCCGAAUUCGGAGUACCUCAUCCGAAAGGAAAGUAAUAGGAAUAUUCUCUUCCGUGAGUUUCUGGGACACGUACAAAACCAUAGGCGGUCCAAGCGUUUGGGAUGGACCACGUUUGUGAAGGCGCCCAUUACACGUCUGCAAAGAUAUUCCUUGUUGCUCAGCACGGUUCUGAAGAACACGAUUGAAGACAGUGAAGAGAAGCAGAACCUCAUCAAGGCAAUCGACGAGAUCAGGUCAGUCACAAAGGAGUGCGAUGACAGGGUUGCUGAGAUGACCAAGAAGGUGUCCUUGCUUGAGCUACAACAGCAGCUAGUCCUUCGACCCGGUUUCCAAUCAGUCCUCAAUCUUGAUCACCUUGGGAGAGAGCUUCUCAAGCAAGGCGAGCUUCAGCGACAGGGUUCCAAGGGAGUACGCUGGGUUGACACACAGGCCCUGCUGUUUGAUCAUUAUUUCAUCUUGGCCAAAGCGGUCUCAACCAAGGACGGGAGGAAUGAGAAGAAAUACGACGUGUCGAAAGAGCCUAUACCCAUGCCACUCCUCUUCCUGGAAAGCAUGCACGACGAACCUGUUACGAAACAAAAAGGUCUCGCAGCACCUCUGACCCGUACAGCGGCUACCGCUGGAUCCGGGACACAGCUUAACAAGAUUGCCUCUAAUGGAGGCGAUCGGCCCGGCCUGGAGCAUUCAGCAACAAGUGUCGACGAUGGAAAGAUCAUUUACCCCUUUAGGAUAAAACACCUUGGCCACGAGAUUUACACGCUCUACGCUUCCUCUGCCCUGGACCGCUCGGAGUGGUGUAAGGCGAUUGUGGACGCGAAGACAAGACACGCCGAAGCGCUACAUGCACAGAACGCCGAGCCUUUCCGCUUGCGAGUUCUUUCUGACGGUGCUUUCGCGUACGAUUCUUAUUCGACCUUCGGCAGGCAGCCGGGCGUGCCGAUUAGUGGGACACCAUUGGACAGGGCGAUACGAGGAAUGGAGGAGGUAUACGGUAAAGGCCGCGGUCCCCCGCCGGUAUGCAGAGCUCAGGUAAACUGUGCUACCGCUUUCAAAUCGUUCGGCAAGUCCAUCAUCGCCAUUGGCACGGAUUAUGGCGUCUACAUCUCGGAAGCAUCCAAUCCCCGAGGCUGGACACGCUCUGUCCAGAUCAGCAAGGUCACCCAGAUCGCAGUCCUCGAGGACUUCUCUGUCUGCAUCCUCAUCUCCGACAGGUCACUCAUCUCCUACCCCCUCGACGUGAUCGCGCCCGUCUCCAACUUUCCGUCCCCCGUUCAUGAUAACCCCAGACGGGCUCCCCAGCGUCUUGCCAAAGAUGUCACCUUCUUUGCCACCGCCCGCAUGAAGGACCGUACCCUUCUCUUCUACAAACGCAAGGAAGGCAUGCACAACACCUUCAAGGUCCUCGAGCCCGUCUUCCAAAAGGCAACCGAAAAGAAAUCCCGCAUCUUCGGCAGCCGCAAAUUCGGCUCCGGCGCGACCGAGUCCUUCCGCGACUACGACGAAUUUUACAUACCCGCCGAGUGCUACUCGCUCAACUUGUUCCAAAGCUACAUUGCCGUGGCCUCCGCCAAGGGCUUCGAGCUGCUGACCCUCGACAAAAAAGUAACCCAGUCCAUCCCGCGCGAUCUCAACCUCCCCGCCAUCGCCAACAUCGCCUCCCGCAUCAAGGACCAGCGGCCCUUGGGCAUGUUCAAGCUCAACGACCAGGAAUUCCUCCUCACCUACGAGGACUGCGCCGUCUACGUCGACAAGCACGGCGAGAUCUCCCGCACUUUGAUCAUGGAGUACUCGGGCAAACAGAAAAAGGCCAAAGCAGCCACCAUGUUUGGCCAGUAUCUCCUCUUGUUCAACGAGGAUUAUGUCGAAGUCCGCAACGCCGAGAACGGGCGCUUGCGGCAGAUCAUUGCCGGCCGCGAUGUAAGGUGUUUGGACUACGGGUUUAGAGGCCCCACGGGCAGUGGACAGCAGCAUGCGCAGCCGCAUACUUUGUUGCAGGCGGGAGUACUGCAGGAUACCAAGGGGACGGUCAAGAUUUGCAUGAGUCAUCCUGAGGUGCCCGGUGGACAGAUUGUGUUGGAGAUGUUGCUUAAUGAUGGGCAUGCGGAGAAGGCUUAGAUGGCUGGGGUGGGGAGUGAUGGGGAUGAGGAAGG
Neurospora hispaniola is the source of this 5057-nucleotide messenger RNA. RefSeq names its product CNH domain-containing protein. The coding region runs from base 1 to 5022 and encodes 1673 amino acids. The transcript has 4 exons. Lineage: Eukaryota; Fungi; Ascomycota; Sordariomycetes; Sordariales; Sordariaceae. Gene Ontology annotation, molecular function: guanyl-nucleotide exchange factor activity. The record is from RefSeq and is a predicted model, not a curated record.